UCCUUGCUGCGAAGCUCUGUCUGCUCAGAGAGAGAGUGAGAGAAGUGAGCAAGUCGAGGUGGAGAAUACUGGAAGAAGCGGGCGGGAGCGCUCUCAGUGCCUCGCAACCAGGCCGGACCUCUCGUCAAUAAUUAAAUCCUAUUGAACGAUAGACCCUUGGGUUCCGGCCGGUAGAGAAACCGUUUUCCCGCCCCUCAAAAGUAGUGGCUGCGGAUUAUCGCUCCCUCUGAUUCUGAGCUCUUUUCAUUGCACGGUAAAAGAAAAGAAAAAGUGUCUUUGCCGUUCAGUUUUUUCCUUGGAUCUUUCUUUCUCUGCGUUCUUAGGGAAAGCUGCUUCCUGACUUGUCCGCUAGCAGGUGCUACCGCGGGUGAGUUCACAGUCCACUAGCGGCUGGUCCCGACGGUAACGAGCUGAUGUAAUAAAACCCAUGCCUGGAGUUUGUGCUGAGAGGAACAAAUAACAAGACAAAUAAUCUAGAAUGGCAAAUUCAAAGUUAGAAACAAGUGCCAAAGCACGUGAUGCUAUUUCGGAGUCAGAUGUAUCAGAAGUUUAUGAGGACAUAUCUCUUGAUUUUGCAGAUGCGAUAGACAAGCCCGAUGAAGCCAUUGGAGGUAAAGACACUCAUGAAAUGAGGAUUGAACAGAAUGAUGAUAUAAAAGAAGACUUCUCAAGUGAUGGGGAAAAGGGCACAAAAGAGAAACAUCUUGUUAAUAAGAAUAAUGGAACAAGCAAAGAAGAUGAGUCUGACUGUGAGCCAGGGCGAGAUUCAGUAUCAUCAUAUGAAGGAGGAAAUGUGGCUGUCAAAGAACGCCCUGCUGAAAAAAGCACAAAGUCCUAUAUGAAGCCAAUUAGAAAUCUUGCUCAAGAAGGGGGUUCCCGUGCAUCAAGGACAUUUUCUGAUCAACAGGAACUUAAUAAAUCCAAACCUAGAUCUGUGAGGGGUACUCCAAGAAAUGCUUCAAAAAGCAUAAGAGGAGGUUCAGGUGCAAAGUCAAAACCUCAUGCAGAUAAUAGGCCAAAGAAUACAAAGUCUUCAACCAAAUCUUCUUCAGAACAGUCGGGAUCUGAUGACAGACCUUCUGAGGAAGUAAAGGAAACAGAUCUUCUUGAAGAUGAACCGAAUGGUACUGCAAGUAUUGGAACAGAUGAUGAGGCUAACGAUGUGGAAGACCAUGCCUUGGAUGAGAAUAAAGUUAUAUGCACUGCUAAUCAUGUCCAGAAGAUUGAAGAAAUGGAAGUGAAGAUGGAAAAGCUUGAGGAGGAACUGAGAGAAACUGCUCUGCUAGAAGUUGCCCUCUAUUCUGUUGUUGCAGAGCAUGGCAGUUCAGCACAUAAGGUGCACGCUCCUGCGAGACGUUUGUCCAGGAUGUAUAUCCAUGCUUGCAAGCAUUGGAGUGCAGAGAGUAAAGGUACUGUUGCCAAAAGUGCAGUUUCAGGGCUUGUUUUGAUUGCAAAGGCCUGUGGCAAUGAUGUCCCCAGGUUGACCUUUUGGUUGUCAAACACUGUGGUUCUUAGGGAGAUUAUUUGUCAAGCUUUUGGUAGCUCAUAUAUUUCAACUCUAGCUGGACGAUAUAUUGAAGCAAAUGGUGGUCUGAAAAAGUCAUCACCUUUGAGUUGGAAAGGGAACAAUAGACAAGGGAAAAAGCUCAGCUUCUCGCAGUUUGUGGACGAUUGGCAAGAGACUGGCACAUUUAUAUCUGCCCUAGAAAAGAUUGAAGCCUGGAUAUUUUCACGAAUUAUUGAGUCAGUGUGGUGGCAGACCUUAACACCACACAUGCAGCUUCUGCCUCAGAGAUCAAACAGUGGAAAAGAGUUCACAAAGCUGCAGGGUCCUGCACUCGGAGAUCAACAGCAGGGUAGCUUUUCUAUAGAGCUGUGGGAGCAGGCUUUCUUUGAUGCCUCUCAAAGGCUGUGUCCUGUUCGAGCUGGGGGCCAUGAAUGUGGCUGCUUGCCUGUCUUGGCAAGAAUGGUUAUGGAACAAUGUGUAGCCAGGUUAGAUGUUGCUAUGUUCAAUGCAAUUUUGCGUCAAUCAGAGAAUGAGAUUCCAACUGAUCCAGUUUCUGAUCCUAUCACCAAUUCUGAUGUUCUGCCAAUUCCAGCUGGAGACUUGAGUUUCGGUUCUGGUGCACAACUGAAAAAUGCUGUGGGGCAUUGGUCUAGAUGGCUGACAGACCUAUUUGGCAUGGAUGCUGGUGACUCUGACAAAGAUGCAAUCAGUGAAAAUGAUGAUGACAGAAAAGACAGUAAUGAAGCAUCAAAAUGUUUCCCGCUCCUCAAUGCCUUGAGUGAUCUUUUGAUGCUUCCUAAGGAUAUGCUUAUGGAUAAAGCUAUCAGGAAAGAGGUCUGUCCGAUGUUUGGACUAUCCCUGUUGAAGCGUAUACUCUGCAACUUUACUCCUGAUGAGUUUUGUCCUGAUCCUGUCCCGGGGAUUCUUUUGGAAGUGUUGAAUUCUGAGAGUAUUGUGGAUAGACGAUCUUCAGAUAAGGACUUGAUCAGCCUCUUCCCAUGCACUGCUGCUCCUGUGGUAUACCGGCCACCUCCAUCUUCUUGCAUAGCAGAAAAAGCAGCAGAUGUAGUCAUGCAAGUGCCAAUGGCGAGAAGUGCAUCUAUGAUCCAAAGGAAAGGGCACACUAGUGAUGAAGAGCUGGAGGAGUUGGACGAUCCGCUAGCCUGCAUAAUAGAGAAUGUGCCACGUUCCCCAUCUGUCAGCAAUGGUAAACAAAACGGUGUCACCCCUAAUAACAGCAUGUUCAAGCGGUAUGAUCUGUUGCGGCAAGUUUGGUCUGCUGGUGUUUGAGUGUUCUAGGUGCCAUUGCAUAUUCUUUUGUGUACAAAGAGAAAAGGUAAGGAAUCUCCAUUUGAGCGAAUUAGGGGUACUUUUUACUUGUAAAUCAUGUCAUAUGUAUUUAAACAGUGUUUGAGACUUUGAUUCUUUGUUCAGGCAUUAUUGAUUUGUCAGAGAUAAAUCGUAUUGCAA
Molecule: messenger RNA, 2977 nt
Organism: Nymphaea colorata (pocket water lily)
Lineage: Eukaryota; Viridiplantae; Streptophyta; Magnoliopsida; Nymphaeales; Nymphaeaceae
Exons: 8
Coding region: 479-2797 (772 amino acids)
Cellular component (GO): nuclear pore
Source: RefSeq, a predicted model, not a curated record